Molecule: messenger RNA, 417 nt
Organism: Pediculus humanus corporis (human body louse)
Lineage: Eukaryota; Metazoa; Arthropoda; Insecta; Psocodea; Pediculidae
Product: mitochondrial 28S ribosomal protein S16, putative
Exons: 3
Coding region: 1-417 (138 amino acids)
Biological process (GO): mitochondrial translation
Cellular component (GO): mitochondrial small ribosomal subunit; ribosome
Molecular function (GO): structural constituent of ribosome
Source: RefSeq, a predicted model, not a curated record
AUGAUAUUUUUACCAUCAUCAAUAGGUGGUGCAUCAUUUUCGGCCAAAAGUAUAAAAGUUAUUCGUUUAAUUAAAUAUGGAUGCGCCAAUAGGCCUUUUUUUCACAUAUCCGUAAUGGAGAGGCAUAAAGAACCAACAGAACAAGUUAUUGAACAAAUUGGAAACUACGAUCCUCUUCCAAAUCAAGAUAAUGAAAAAUUAGUGGCCAUAAAUUUUCAGAGGUUAGAAUAUUGGCUAAGUCAAGGUGCUAAAGUCACUCUUCCUGUGCAAAACUUAUUAGGUUUAUCAGGUUACUUUCCUAUUCAUUAUAAUACAUACAGAACAGCAUGGAAUAACAGAAAUAAAAUUGAAAAACAUUUAAUCGAUUUAAGAGCCAAAGUAAAUGAAAUUCAAAAAUCGCAAGAUGUGUCGAAUUGA